CGGUUGCACAAGGUCACCUGCUGGGAAUAACCCUCUGUCAUUGGCUCUGUAAUUUAGCUCAUUUAGCUUUAAUUGGACGAACAUCACCUGGAGCAGAAGUGUUUGACAAGCAUUUUUGCAGAUUGAGUCUUUGGUUUCCACUUGAAAGCACAAAGCAAAGAUAUGGAAGCAGCCACGUCUAAUAUGCAGCAUUCUUUUGGGGUGGGCCCUCGAGGUCCAAACCCAAAGCUGGGAACUGAGCACGCUGUUCCGGAUCUGCCUCGUCCUGAGGAGCAGCAGCCCCACAAACCGUUCUUCUACAUACAGCCGUCACAGCCAUACCUGCCCAUGCAGAGCAUGCAGUGGCCUGUAGCCAUGCCCAUGUCGAUGCCCUACAACCCAUGCUAUGGUUACCCUGGCUUAGGGUUUGGCCUGCCAAUGAUGCCCCACUAUCAGCCAAAACCCUACAUGGAGCCCCCUGGCUUUGUUGUUCCCCAUACCCAUCUCCAUUUGAUGGAUUACAGACGCAUGCUCAACCCCCAGUACUACCACUCCAUGGCCUACCAUGCCCGCAGGUUUCGUUACCAACACAACUCUGCGUCCAAAGAAAUGACCAGCUCUGAGGUUCAGACUGAGCCCCUUCUCUCAGUUCAUAGGACCAGCACCUCAAGGUCCAAUGAAUGCUCCAACAAUGCCCUUGGUGACCCUACUGGUCAGCUGCAGUCACCAGCUUUGACUGCACAGAUGGAGGAUCAUCCUUCAGAGCUCCAAGAGAAGGCACCCUCUUCCACCACAGGGACACCAUCAAACAGCAGCUUUGUGAUUCAAACUGAGGAAGUGAGGAUUGAAUGCUGCACCACACCAGUGGGACUCAAACUGCUACAUGCUCAUGAGGCUGCAGAAAUGUCUCAGAGCUUCUCCCAGGAUCUGGUCCAGUGUAGUUCUCUUAACCAGAGUGGUCUCCUGCAGGAUGAGGGUCUCGAGCUUAAAGCAGACCAGUCUGAGCAGGAGCUUAAAGUUUGUCCAGACUUCCUAUUAGUUGGGAAGCCAAACACUGGGGCGAAGGCCCUUUCCCUAGAGGAGCCCAGGAACCAGAUAGAUCCUGUGACUGCAAACAAAGCUGAAGAGACUAGAAGUAAUAAAGAUUUGGGUGUGACCUCAAAGAGUUUUCACUACAAGGUUGUUCACAUGCCUUUUGAUCCAACAUAUUUGGAUGAACUUAGAAAGAUGGAGUCCACAGUCUGGUCGUCAGAGGAAACUAUCAUGACUUCUCCUGUCCAAAAGACCUUCGUGAAGGCUUCCAAUAAAACACUGAAUGCUUCACCUGAAGGCAAUGCACUGGAAAUGGUAAUGUUAAAGGCUGUUCCUCCUGAGGAAAUGAUCCCUGUGACAGAGUUACCUCCACUUGCAGAGGCUGAACUAGACAAAAUGAUACCCACUGAAGGAAAUAUUGGGAGCGAGAUGUCUGAAGCUAAUAUCUGCCCUGCUACAGAUGAUUCUCCACUGCCAGUGCUAACAAACACAGCAGAGGUGACUCUUUCAACUAAUAUCCUUCUGUUAGACAAGUCUCCUCUAGAAUCAGACGGAGAUCAACGCCAGCUUGAAACUACAAAUGACCAGGUUUAUCAGGAGACCUCCUUUGAAUCUUUGCCUGCCUAUCUCCCCUCCACCAGCUGGAUUUCUGACUUUGAUCAUAGUUGCUACUCCAGAAAGAUGCCACUAACUCCUAUAAAGCAGAAUAGACAGAUUAAUCUACAUGGCCUGGAUGUGUCUAAAAGGAGAAGAAAGUUGGAUGUGGAUUAUAAGGAACAACUGAAUGUUCUGAAACCAAAACAGAGGUACAAACCCAAAGGCAAGGUGGAUCGGCAAAGUCUCUCUGACCAUGAAUGCUGCCUGAGCAAAAACUUUAAUGAGAACAUGUUCAGCUCUCGUGGGUCCAAGAACAAGCGGCUCUGUACCAGAUGUACGGCAAAAAGUAGGAUCAGCACAUCUCCUAGUUCUGUGUGUGAUGGCCAAAGCUUAAAAAGGAAAGCGGUUCCCUUGCAGCAGUGGAAUGUCCUUUUACCAACAUGUGAGGCAUGCGAAUCUCACACAAAGAGACAACUCAUGAGAAAAGGUUCCAAUCCAGACCUUUGUUCUCUCCAUUAUGGACAGGACACUGAGGGUGAAUCAUCUGGGAACAGCUCAUGUCAGACGGGACCCAAAUGGAGGGCAGCUGACAACUCAAGAAAACGUCAGGACCUCAAGAGGCCGCUGGCACCCAGGCAGAUGGUAACCAAAAGUCCUGGGCCAAUCCGCACAAUGCUAAAGGAGAGUAACUGUGUACAUAAUAAUCUGCAGAACCAGUCUGUUGGUUGGGAAAGGCUGCGCCACUGUCCGCAUGGUAACACCAUUCGAGAAAUUGACGAGAACUGCGGCGCGCCAGUUUCCCCAAAGGAAAAAUUGAGGAGCCGGGACCAGAUGUACCUGACGCACAGACGAGAAACUGCAGAAAGGUCAUGGAGGGAUGCUACGCCCAGCACUUACAAUGGUUGGUUCUUGAAGGAAGCCACCUCACAACACUUGAUCAGUCACAAGAAAACACAACCACAGUCACAAGGAACCUCCACAAAAGAAACACGAUGCUGAUUUGCACAUAAGCACAACCCAACAAAGUACAACCACUGUUUUUAAAUGAUCAACACAUAAUUUAAAUUUUUACCACGCUUGAAUAUGUAAAUAAUCACAAUGUUCACUAUUUAUCAUAUUAAAAUAAACACAACCUUCAUAGUUGCAAACACC
Messenger RNA from Girardinichthys multiradiatus, 2760 nucleotides. RefSeq lists its product as uncharacterized. NCBI's taxonomy places the organism in Eukaryota, Metazoa, Chordata, Actinopteri, Cyprinodontiformes, Goodeidae. The transcript has 5 exons. Bases 163 to 2607 code for a protein of 814 amino acids. The record is from RefSeq and is a predicted model, not a curated record.